Molecule: messenger RNA, 4013 nt
Organism: Coregonus sp. 'balchen'
Lineage: Eukaryota; Metazoa; Chordata; Actinopteri; Salmoniformes; Salmonidae
Source: the annotation of a GenBank genome assembly
CGCUGCCUGAUGUGGGCUACUGCGCAAGCCGUGCUUACAGCUGCAGGGAAUAUAUGUCCAGCACUGAGCGCUUCGCGCUCCCACCCGCACAGUCCACUAUGGAAAGGAAAAGGGAUGACUGGCACAGGACCGAAGGAAAAGGAAGAGACCACAACCACCAGCAUGACGGACGACAGGAGCGAGAUGCUGUAUAUUCUGAAGACGCCCCAGAUGCGAGGCGAGGAGGAGAGGCUUCGAACUUUUGAAAACUGGCCGGGCGAUGCACCGGUCACCGCGACCAACCUAGCCAGAGCCGGCUUCUAUUUUCUGGGGCCCGAGGAUAAGGUCAAGUGUUUCUGUUGUGGAGGGAUCCUGAGGUAUUGGGUCCAUGGGGACAGUCCUAUCGUCGAACACAAGAGACACUUCCCCACUUGUAGUUUGGUACUGGGUAGAGCCGUUGGGAAUAUCCCACUUUAUGUCGUUCCCGGGUCCCCUUCUGACUCCGUGGACGGUCAGCUGUUGAGCCAGCUCCAGAGGAUGACUGUGGACGACCAGGCGGCCGGGCAGGCUGUUUACCCCGAGAUGGAGUUAGAGGAAUCCCGGCUCACCACCUUCCACAACUGGCCCACCGGUGCGGCGGUCCAGCCCGAUGUUCUGGCGAGGGCAGGAUUCUUCUACACAGGUGCGCAAUAGUAUUUGUUGAUGAGAGAGAAAUCCUAUUGUGAUAUCAGUGUGUGUUGUGUAUAUCCACUUUUCUAAAUUCUGUUGGGAACAUUUUAUAACUUGCUUCAUUCUUUUGGUUCCCCCAAAGUCCCAUUAAUGUUUAGUGAAGCUUUUGGACAAAGUUACACAAGCCUUGGCAAUUGGCUAUUGGAUAUUCAGAAAUAGCAGGUUCCAGUCUUUGUGUGUGAGUUCAUGGGACAAUAGUCACGCUGAGUCAUGUGUUUGUGGACAGAAAAAGCUGGACAGGACCCGGACUGCGUAAAGGAGAACAUCGCUGUUAUGCUUAGACUGUUGUGUUCAUAAAAUCUUAGAAAAUAAAACGACUAUGAGAGAGAAUGAAACAACUUUUCCUUUGUUUGAAAUUCAGUUUUGGAAAUGCAAUAACACAAUCCACAUUCUCACAGUAGGAAUGUUGGGGUGUCUGCCUGUGUGUACUGUAUGCAUGUGUGUGUGUGUGUGUGUGUGUGUGUGUGUGUGGGGGGGGGUGUAUGAGAGAGCAAGAGAGAGGGAAAAAAAAGGUGUUCCUUUAGUGUGUCUAAUCUUCAUGUAAAGUCUUUGUGUCAGAAGUGCUGUGAUAAUACUUGGUCUAUGUCCCUCCUCCUAGGACACGGUGACAACGUGAAAUGUUUCUACUGUGAUGGAGGGCUGAGGAACUGGGAACCUGGAGAUGACCCCUGGCAGGAGCAUGCCAAGUGGUUCCCACGGUAACACAACAGCACCAACACACAUAACCUGUCAAAAUGCAAUCUGUAAUGCCUUUGACCCUGUGUCCACGGUUCUGAUGUGUCAAUAUGUUACUUCUUUCUUUCUUUCAUUCCUCAGAUGUGACUUCCUGAUCCAGACGAGAGGGCGUGACUACGUCAGCAACAUCCAGGAUACCCACUUCCACAGAGAGACUGUGGUAAGUACCUUAAUCCCUAACAUUCAUCCCUCACUGUUGUGCUUCACUGUCCUCCACUGUCAUACCAAAAGACAGGAUCAUUUGUAUAUUAGUAAUGUGCCAACAUAACCGCUGUGGUCACUGUAGUGUGUUAGGGAACUCACAGAAUAGAUCCCCAGUGUUGAUUUCUUUCUCCAGGGUGUAUCACAGACUCCGGUGUCCAGAGAAAUCAACUCAGAAAAUGGUGAGUCCCCCCCCCCCCCCUCUCUAAAUGAAAUCACUGGGUGAUCCGCCCCAUGUGUUAACCUGUGCAGAACAAACACAAUAAAUAUGGAUUGCCUUGGAAACCAAUACGCUGCUUCCCCCUGGAUACAGACUAAGAGGAUGUAGUAUUUCACAAGUGGGCACUUAAUCGUGUGUGUGUGUAGCGAGAUAAUCACAAAUACUGUCUGUUUCAGCUGUUUUAGAGGACAGUCAGAGAAACAGAUGGAUCCCUCAGUGAUGCUUUUCUCUAUAUCUAUCAGAGCAAGAUUGAAAAUUCAAUUUGUUCCUGUGGUUUAAUGUGUGUCAGAGAGGUGAUGCGGGGCUCUGGGUUGCCUACUCUCUCCACUCGCACACCCUGGGGUACUGCUCUCUCUACUGUGCCAUUUAUCAAAUGAUAAAAUGAUAGCACAAUAGCAUCACAUACUGUUGCUUAAUCUGCUAUCCAUCUUUUUUCAUCAGUUUCACUGAAUAAAGCAGAGAAAAGUAAUUGCUUUAGCUUAUCUCAAGGAGAGACACAUCAUCUUGGUAACGCUGAAGAAAAAAUGCAGUGCUAUUGGUUUUCAGUGAAACUCUCUCUAUAUAACUAUGUCUCUUUCCCAACUUCCCGCUUAAUACCAGUUUUUUUUUUUUCUCUCUCCCCGUCCCUCCCUCUCCUCCCCUCCCCUCCCCUCCCCCAGAUGUGGUGGGUGGUCUGGGCGUGCCCUCGGCCAUGAUGUCUCCUGUGGUCCAGACCGUGCUCCAGAUGGGGUUUCAGGCUGGCCUGGUGGAGAGUCUGGUCCAGACCAAGUACCUGCUGAACAGCCAGCACUACACCUCUGUGUCUGGCCUGGUCACUGACAUACUGGCGGCUGAGGAGGAGGACAGGUCCAGGGGGCUGCAGAGCAGAGGUCAGGGUGAGGAUGGUGAUUAUAUUAAUGAUGAUGGAUUAGAUUUACAUAGAGCUUUCCUGAUGUUCAAAGCACUUAACAUUGUAAGGGGAGGGGAUUCACAUCAUCCGCUACCAGGGUGUACAGUACAGUAGCAGCACCUGCCUGGGUAUAGCUCACAGGGGUCAGUAGGGGUCCUAAACAUAUGCCUUGUGUGAAAGAACCCACUGCUUCUACCCAUAGAUACUUGUUUGGAGGUAGGGACCAGCAGAUGGUUAUGGGCUGGGUAGAGGCUAAGGGCCCACAGAGCGGAGGUACAUACCAUAACUUGAACCUACAGGGCUCUAAUUACACUUUGACCUCUGGGGGAGUCCUAAAAAUAGCCUGCUGGACCAAUGUUGGUAUCUUUAACUCUGAUGUUGACCACGUUCAUAUUUUAACACAACCCUUUGAUAUUCUUGUUCAUCUGAAAUGACUGGAUUGACACGGAGAAACAACAAAUGGAGACUCUUGUUAAAGAUGUAAAUAGAUAAUGUUACUGUGAGUAACCAUGUCUCACCCUUGUUUACUGUUGGUGUUUUGUGUCCCCAUCAGGGCCGGUGGAGAGGCAGGGGCUCAGUGCAGGAGGGGUCAGGACACAGACACCCAUCACAGAAAAAGGUCAGAGGUCAUGUGUAUUACACACCCACCCACCCACCCACCCACACGACCAAACUCCUGUGUGUAUUUCAGCAGUGGGCGACCCCACCCCUGAUGAGCUCCUGCGUCAGCUGCAGGAGGAGCGGACAUGUAAGGUGUGUAUGGACAAGCGGGUUUCCAUCGUCUUCAUCCCCUGUGGUCACCUGGUGGUGUGUAGCGACUGUGCUGCCAGCCUGCGUCACUGCCCCAUCUGCAGAGCCACCAUCAGAGGCAGUGUCCGAGCAUUCAUGUCCUGAGAGACACACACUCAAGUACGAGACCCCUGUGUGUAUAUUUGUAUGACACAAUUACCCUAUAGUAUCCCUAAUACACUGAGAAACAAUACACAAUUUCCUUGUUUCCCUUUUAGGCUUUUGUUUACCUUCGACAAAUGAAGAAAAUUCUAGAACCCUAGAAGUAGCUCACAUUGUUCUAUAGGUGCUGUGAGAACGUUCUGAAAAUGUUCCCUGGAUUUUGGAUGCCUGACAGAUCUGACCCACUGUUCCAACCUCAAAACCACUAUGCUGUUGAUUUGCCCUGCUCAAAAUACCCUCCAAAAGUGGCCUCUUUUUGGCUGUAAUAGAAGUUGUUGAAUUUAUAUAUUUAUAUUACUACAAUAAACA